AUGGGGCCCCCGGGCAAUAGGGGAUCAUGGGGCCCCUGUGUCCUUGCCCAAACUCAAAAAAGCCUAUGAAAAAGUCUGAUGUUUGUGCAUGACAAAAGUGCACUGAAACAGGCUUAUAUAGGUCAAUUUGUUCACCCUUCCCUACCUUUGAUAGGACCACCCUAAUGUCAGUCCCAGGGGCGGACUGACAACUCAUGCGACCCCCGGGCAAUAGGGAUCAUGGGGCCCCUGUGUCCUUGCCCAAACUCAAAAAAGCCUAUGAAAAAGGUACCAGGGGCAUCUCAUGGGGCCCCCUACUGACCCCGGGCCGUCAGCAGUGCCCGAGUUUCCAAAUGGUCAGUCCGCCCAUG
Staurois parvus is the source of this 350-nucleotide messenger RNA. The record is from the annotation of a GenBank genome assembly. NCBI's taxonomy places the organism in Eukaryota, Metazoa, Chordata, Amphibia, Anura, Ranidae.